Hymenoscyphus albidus is the source of this 1628-nucleotide messenger RNA. Lineage: Eukaryota; Fungi; Ascomycota; Leotiomycetes; Helotiales; Helotiaceae. The record is from the annotation of a GenBank genome assembly.
GACAAGAACAGGAACCUGAAAUACAGCAUACUCAACUUGGAAAAACAAAAUAAAGUCGUCGUCAAAGUCCGAGUCUGAGGCAGACGAGCCAAAGCCCAAUAUAAAAUGACCAACAACGGCAAGCAAUCACAGCCCCGCUUUUCGCUUCCCGUGUCAGUCAGGUUGGAGGCAUUCAUGAAUAAUCCUCGCGGGUUUAGAUACCAUCCCCUACCCCACCACCCACCCAGACAACUCUACAGCAUCUCGUUUCUGGCAUAUCCUGAUAUGACAUAGCAACACACACUCGAUCAAGCGACCAUGUUGUUGCGCCAGCAUUCAUCAUUGAAAGAAACCGCCUGCGCAAGAAGCUCCCACCUCCUCCGCCCUAGAGCGCCAUAGCUCUGACCCAACAAUCCUCGGCCGACUUGCAACAUGCCUGGCCUGCCUUGUAAGCCUGGAGCCCGGCGCAUUCUGUCCUUGGGAGCCAUCAUAAGCUAACACGCCUGCGCAAACUAGCAUCUGUGGACCUUGACGAAUGUAUAGAAAACCUCUACAAGAAGAACCUGCUCGCCGAAUCCGUCAUAGAAGCAAUAUGCGCCAAGACGAAGGAACUGUUGAUGCAAGAGAGCAAUGUGGUACAUGUGCAAGCGCCGGUCACAGUUGUGGGUGAUAUACACGGCCAGUUCUAUGACUUGAUUGAAAUAUUCAAGAUAGGAGGAUGGUGUCCGGACACAAACUACCUAUUCCUCGGUAUGCGCCGCCGCAGCAAAAGAAACAGAUAUAUGGGAUGCUGACUUGAAAUAUAGGCGACUAUGUUGAUCGUGGGAUGUUCAGCGUGGAGACCAUCUCGCUCCUGGUUUGUUUGAAGCUUCGAUACCCCCACCGAGUACAUCUGAUCAGAGGAAACCAUGAAUCGAGAGGAGUUACACAAUCAUAUGGCUUCUAUACGGAAUGCUCGAGGAAAUAUGGAAAUGCGAAUGUCUGGCACUACUUUACCGACAUGUUUGACUUCCUGACCUUGAGCGUGGUGAUAAAUGACCAGAUCUUCUGCGUCCAUGGAGGUAAGAUAAAUUCAUUUCCAAGCGUGGCAAGAUGCCCAGAGGUUGAUUUCAAAUCAGGUCUUUCACCAUCGAUACACUCCAUCGACCAAAUCAAGAUAAUAGACCGAUUCCGCGAGAUCCCACACGAGGGUCCAAUGGCGGAUUUAGUUUGGUCCGACCCAGAUCCCGAACGAGACGAAUUCUCACUUUCCCCUCGAGGCGCUGGCUAUACAUUUGGGGCACAGGUGGUCAAGAAAUUUCUGGAGGUCAACAACAUGUCCCAUAUUCUACGCGCACAUCAACUUUGUCAGGAAGGUUAUCAGAUCUUGUUUGAUGAUAGAUUAAGUACAGUUUGGAGUGCGCCCAACUACUGUUACAGAUGUGGUAAUAUGGCAAGUGUCCUUGAGGUUAGUGACACGGGGGAGAGGUUCUUCAAUGUAUUCGCUGCGGCGCCGGAGAACGAUAUACACAAGCCAGAUGCACAACCCCAGGAUAAGACCGCGGAUGGCAAUGCGUUGCCAGACUACUUCCUGUAGAUAUUCACGAUAGAUUACCUUGUAGAACACAAGGACGAAAUGGAUGUACAACAUGAAUCAAGAAUUGGAGUUG